Mucor mucedo is the source of this 1613-nucleotide messenger RNA. RefSeq lists its product as uncharacterized. Bases 63 to 1541 code for a protein of 492 amino acids. NCBI's taxonomy places the organism in Eukaryota, Fungi, Mucoromycota, Mucoromycetes, Mucorales, Mucoraceae. The record is from RefSeq and is a predicted model, not a curated record. The transcript has 2 exons.
UUACACUUUUGGAUCUUUUCUUCUUGUUUUUCUUUUCUCUUUAUUUGUUUCCAUUGUAGACCAUGGUCUUUGCUUGGAAGAUUUUGUUAAUAACGGUAGCGUUUGCUGUCGUUGUUCAGUCUUCAAAGUUGUACUGCAUUAGUCAUGGGAAUUCUCGAUUGAAUGUCGAGAAAUGUACAACUUCGAAAAACCGACAAGUAUCAGCAGCAGCACUGACAAACAAUUCAGUAACAACGACUGUUCAAAACAACUUAACAUUUGACUUGAUUUGUAAAUCAGAUCCUUUAACAUGUGAAGGCGUCAGUACAACAUUUUCGAAAGCAACAGAAAUCAUUUCCUCUGUGUUUCAAUUCGAAACACCCUUAUUGAUCAAUGCAUCAUUUGUCGACUUUUGCCAAGAGUACGGAGAUUGUACUAACGACAAACGAUUGGUGUAUAUCGGGAAAGCACAUCCUUCGAUCUCCUACGUAAUGGUAGACACAUCAGACAACAUGACGAGAAUGUACCCUCAACCAUUAUUGAAGCAAUUCACAGAUUUAAAAAUAAGACCCGCUUGGACGUUAUACGACAUCAAUGCUCAAUUUAAUUCUCAAGUGAAUUGGCGCUUUGCGAACAAUGCUAACCCUAUUAAUUCAAAUCAAACUGACUUUUUGAGAAAUGUAUUACACGAAUUAAUUCAUGGGCUUGGUUUUAUGGUUUCUUGGUCAGACGAACUUUAUAAAGGAUUGUCACCUUUAUUUCAACAAGAUUUAGAUCCUUUCAUCACCCCUGAAUUACUAGCACUAACCGCAAAUGAACAGCUAUUAAACGAAUACAAUUCACCACUACCGUUUUGGGGAUUUGUCGAAUAUCCUCUUGAUAAAUAUCUUGGUUAUAAGGAGAGUGGCAAUUUUCACUCUUAUACUUCAAUCACUAGCCAAUUAAACCAGUUUUAUGACUCGAACGUCUUAUUUCGAAAUAUAGUUGAUAUGGCUAAUAGCUGGUACGAAUCCAGUUCAUAUAAUAUUGCCAAACAAGUGUAUGCGAGAUCUGUAUCCCAGCAAGAUGUCUUGGCAGUAAUUCAAGGAGAAGUUGUUGUUACGCUCGAGUCCUCAGUGAAACCCUUUUUAUCGGGAGCAUCUUUGUGUCACGUUGAUCAAUCGUCUUACUUAAACUCGUCGGAUUAUCUCAUGGUUUACACAGCCAAUCGUGGUGUUGGAAUCGUCGAAUUGGAUCAACUUUUUCCAGACGGCCCUUUUGGCCCGAAAUUAAAAAGGGUAAUGGGUGCUUUGGGCUAUAACAUCAAAGCAGUAAAAACUAUCCGACCGACGUUGCGAUACUGGAGUCCACCAAAUGGUCUUGUCGAUUCUAAUUCUAAUCCAAACCCUUCAUUGACAAUUAACAUUAACGGUCCUGCUAAAACACCUACUGUAUCCUCCUCUACCUCAAACUCUCCUGUAUCUACUUCAUCUGCAUCAUUUACUACUAUAUAUCCCCAUAAUCACUUUCUUCGUUACACUAUUCAUCUUGUACUUUUAACAUCACUUCUAUUAUCCCUCUAAAAACUUAUCUAUUAAUUUGUAACAUAUCCAUGACUGUAAACCUUAAUAAAAUUGUGUACCCAGCAUUCGAAC